GCAAAAUCAUUAAAAAGCAAGACCAAGUUAUUAUUAAGUUAUAUUGGAAAAUUUGUUUCACUUUACGAGCAUUUACGAGUAAAAAUCAUUAAAUUCCAUGGUUCCAUUGUAUAAUUAUUGUCUGUUAAAAAAGGUAAAGACAAUUUUUUCAUUAUUUUUUGCAUCGGGGGUGUAACUCAGUGGUAGAGUGUCUGCUUCGCAUGCUGAAAGUCCUGGGUUCAAAUCCCAGCUCCUCCAAAAUUGCUAUUUUUUAGAAUUUUUUUUUAUAUACCCCGUUUUAACAUACAUUAUGACCUCGUUUAGUGCUUAGGAUGCUUUUCUAAAUUAAUAGCUCUAUACGAAGUCACAUUAACAUAUAUAACUUCUCUUAGAAUUCAACUAAUCCGCAUUAUAUCGAAUCAGAUUUAAUUAAAUUACAAAUAAAAAUGUUGGCUCGAUUACCAAAUAGAUUGAGAAACGCUGGUAUAGAGUCUAUUCAUUAUACAGUAAAACGUAGAUUGGAUGUAAAAGCGAUGUUUGUAUUAUACGUGUUUUUGAAUUAUCCGUGCUGUAACGUUCCCUAAUUACUACGGAUAAUCGGUGAUUCACUGUAUUUUGAAAAGUCAUUGAUCGAAAAUGGCCCUCCUCGACAACAGCUUCGGACGCCUAUGGAGUUUUUAAAUUCCUGACUAUUAUACUUCCAGGCUUUCAUGUGAUGAUCAUAUUGUUGCAUAAGUAACGUAUAUGUUAACCGAAAAUUCAAAAACGUAACCAACAAAAUAAGAUUGAUGAAACUCAAAGAAAAUAGCUCAAAUAUCACAAGAAUGUCUUCAACGGAUAACAAAAUACUUACGAAUGUUAGCGAACGUCUGGGCCUUCAAGAUGAGAUUCCCAUAAUUAAGAAGGCUGAGGAAUUUCUACGUAUGUAUCAAAAUAAAGGAGGUAUCCAAAAUCUGAAUGAUUCUGCAAAGGCUGUUUUUUGCUUGGAUCUAGCUGCAUCAUUACUUGGAAUUGGCUUUGAUAAGGAAACAGCAAUUAAAUUAUCCGGUUUAAAGAAGACAGCCUACCAAAAUAAGCUGCACAUGGUAGAGAAGGUGCUUGAAUUGGAUAAACCUCUUACCAUUGGAGAAGUCUGUGUGCAGUUCAGUUGCACUGUUGUCAAGGAAUUGGCAGAAAAGAUUUAUGAAAAGUACAAGAAUCAGGGAAUCCAAAGUGACUUGGAUCAUCCCCAGUAUGUAGCUGUUUCAGUAUUCACAGCGUGCAAAUUGAAAAGUUUUAAAAUUCAAAAAUCCCAGCUUGUCUCGAUAAGCAGAUUGAAGCUAUCGCAAUGGAAGGAGCUGGAAUCGGAGUUUGCGAAGUUCGUAGAGAAAGUAGGGUUCACAGCAAAUAUCGGCGGAAAGAAGAGGAAGGGCGCCAAUGAGUUUCACACUUAUUUGGAGGAAUUUGCUAAAAAUGAUGAGAAUAAGGUUUCAAAAUCUCCAAAGAAAUGUGAGAAAAUUGAGGAGUAUAGCGUUUGGAAGGAGCGAAUCUUGGAGCAGGCGAGGGCUGCACUUGAAACGUAAUUUGCUUAAAAUCUGAGGUUGUUCAUUUUAAGUUCUUUUAGUAAAUGAUCAAAUCAUGGUAUUAUUAUUAUUAAAAGAAAACAAUUACGAAGCUGAUGUUGCCAAUGGUGAUGAAAUAAAAUUAAUAUUGUGUUUUAUUUUACUUUAUUUAGUUAAUAGA
Messenger RNA from Nicrophorus vespilloides, 1701 nucleotides. RefSeq names its product origin recognition complex subunit 6 (gene Orc6). Gene Ontology annotation, cellular component: nuclear origin of replication recognition complex. NCBI's taxonomy places the organism in Eukaryota, Metazoa, Arthropoda, Insecta, Coleoptera, Silphidae. Gene Ontology annotation, biological process: DNA replication initiation; DNA replication. The transcript has 5 exons. Gene Ontology annotation, molecular function: DNA binding. The record is from RefSeq and is a predicted model, not a curated record. Bases 768 to 1541 code for a protein of 257 amino acids.